Molecule: messenger RNA, 695 nt
Organism: Mya arenaria
Lineage: Eukaryota; Metazoa; Mollusca; Bivalvia; Myida; Myidae
Exons: 3
Coding region: 91-615 (174 amino acids)
Source: RefSeq, a predicted model, not a curated record
AGUUGUAAAUAUAUAACGGUAUGCUUUCAGUUGCUUCGAAUUCAAGGCAAGACAACUGAUUUAUUUAGCCAAGUGAAUGUUUUUGACACGAUGGGAUUUACUCUGGCAAAGUCGCCAGAGGACAACGGCAUAACAGACAAAGACCUGAAAGCUGUUUUGGAAGGAGAAGUAGAAAUUAACCACAAAUUUAGUUCAGUUGGGAGUGAACGAACAGGGUUUCACAAUAGACAAGAAAAUAAACCACAUUGUGUUAUCAUUGUUGUUAGUGCUGAGGCACUGCAGCUUCACGAUGACAGUGUUUUGACGAGAAAAAUGAGGAACUUGCAUAGUUUAAUUCCAAGCGAUGUUUCGAGAAUUGUGGUGAUCACCUGUUGCGACAAAAUAAGCGAGUCCGUUCACCAAAACGUCACUGAAAUUUACACAAGCAAAAAAAUUUAUUCCAUAGUCCAAAAGGCGACGAAGACUUUUGGAACACCAGAAAACAUGGUUUUCCCUAUUGUUAACUAUUAUAAAGAACUUAGUUUAAACCCAGAGAAAAACGUUCCAAUUUUGUAUGCGUUGUUGUUUGCACUUAAUUUUGCAGCGGAUCGGCAAGAAUUAAGAACUCAAACAUGACUUCAUUGAACAAUGAUAAGAAAAUAACACAAUAAUGUGUUAUGUUAUGUAACAAAAGAUAAAUAAAGUAUGGAAAACAA